CAAAGCAAAGCGUUGAAGAGAGAAGAAAAAAAAAACAAAGAAAAACCCCAAAAGUAUCAAUUAAUUUCCAUUUUCGCCGCUAAGAUUUUGUUUUCGAACAUUUACACCCUCAAGAGUCACCGACAUGUGUGGAGGAGCUAUAAUCUCCGAUUUCAUUCCACCGCCGAGGUCUCGCCGUGUUACCAGUGAGUUUAUUUGGCCGGAUCUGAAGAAGAGCUCGAAAAAGCGCUCUAAUGUCUUUGAUUUUGACGCUGAGUUCGAGGCUGAUUUCCAGGGUUUCAAAGAUGAUUCUUCUAUUGAUUGCGAUGAUGAUUUCGAUGUCGGUGAUGUUUUCGCCGAUGUGAAACCAUUCGUUUUCACUUCGACUCCGAAACCCGCCGUCGAAGGUUCAGCUUUUGGUAAGAAAGUUGAUGGGGAAGCUGAGAGAUCUGGAAAGAGGAAGAGGAAGAAUCAGUACCGAGGGAUUAGGCAACGUCCUUGGGGCAAAUGGGCUGCUGAGAUACGUGAUCCAAGAGAAGGUGCUAGAAUCUGGCUUGGAACUUUCAAGACAGCUGAGGAAGCUGCUAGAGCUUACGAUGCUGCAGCGCGGAGGAUCCGUGGAUCUAAAGCUAAGGUGAAUUUCCCUGAGGAAAACCCCAAGGCUAAUUCUCAGAAACGCUCUGUGAAGGCUAAUCUUCAGAAACCAGUGGCUAAACCUAGCCCAAACCCAAGUCCAGCUUUGGUUCAGAACCUGAACAACUCCUUUGACAAUAUGUGUUUCAUGGAGGAGGAGAAACACCAACAAGUGAACAACAACAACAAUCAGUUUGGGUUGACAAACUCCGUUGAUGCUGGAUGUAACGGGUAUCAGUAUUUCAGCUCAGACCAGGGUAGUAAUUCGUUCGAUUGUUCUGAGUUUGGUUGGAGCGAUCAAGCUCCAAUAACUCCCGACAUCUCUUCUGCGCUUAUCAACAGCAACAACUCAGGUCUAUUCUUUGAGGAAGCCAAUCCAGCUAAGAAGCUCAAGUCUAUGGAAUUCGAGACACCUUACAACAACACUGAAUGGGACGCUUCACUGGAUUUCCUCAACGAAGAUGCUGUAACGACUCAGGACAAUUGUGUAAACCCUAUGGACCUAUGGAGCAUUGAUGAGAUACAUUCCAUGAUCGGAGGAGUCUUCUGAAGAGAUCCAUUUUCAUGUAAAUAAGGCUGCAUGUUAGAGUUGUUGUUCGCAUUCAAAGAAGUCAUGAGCCUCUAUCUUCAGGGUAGGUGUGAUGAAGUUAAGUAGAGGCUUAUUUCUAGGGGUUGUGGUAGUUUUUGUUUGGGUUAGUGAAUCUUUGAAUUCGUUUGUGUUUUGUUACUUUGUGCCCCAAAACUUCUAUAACUUUUGUCAUAAUGUGUUUGAACCUCUCAUCUGUUUAAUCAAAUAAAUCUUCUAUGUAUGCUACUAA
Molecule: messenger RNA, 1430 nt
Organism: Arabidopsis lyrata subsp. lyrata
Lineage: Eukaryota; Viridiplantae; Streptophyta; Magnoliopsida; Brassicales; Brassicaceae
Product: ethylene-responsive transcription factor RAP2-12
Exons: 3
Coding region: 125-1162 (345 amino acids)
Biological process (GO): regulation of DNA-templated transcription; ethylene-activated signaling pathway
Molecular function (GO): DNA-binding transcription factor activity; DNA binding
Source: RefSeq, a predicted model, not a curated record